AUGACCUGCAAUAAUUCAUCAAAGUAUACAAAUUCAAAUGUCAUUCUACAUCUUAAAACGGUAUCUAUGGAAAUCAAGGAAGAUUCUAAAAUGACAGUUGCUAAUGAAAUUAAUGAAAUAUCCCAAACCACAGUAGCCAGAGAAAUUGCUGAAGACUCCAAAAUACCAGUAGCUAAUGAAAUUAAAGAACAAACACAUACUACAGUAGCAGCUGAAAUUAGUGGGAGACUAAAUACUACUUUUUCUAAGAUAUCGUCUCAUAAUCAAACAAAAACUGUAGCUGAAGAAAUUAGUGGCAUACCAAACUUAAAUGUUAAAGUUAAACCUCAAAAUAUAACAUUAACACCCUUCAGUAAACAAGAAAAGGCUAUUGCUAGAUUCCAGUCAAAGAAAUUCUUUUUCAAUUUGAGAAAUAUUAUGUAA
Molecule: messenger RNA, 423 nt
Organism: Henningerozyma blattae CBS 6284
Lineage: Eukaryota; Fungi; Ascomycota; Saccharomycetes; Saccharomycetales; Saccharomycetaceae
Exons: 1
Coding region: 1-423 (140 amino acids)
Source: RefSeq, a predicted model, not a curated record